AUGUCUUGCUUCAGCCGCUCUAAGUACAAGACCGGGGACCUGGUGUUUGCCAAGCUAAAGGGCUAUGCCCACUGGCCAGCGAGGAUCGAGCACGUCGCUGAACCCAACCGCUACCAGGUGUUCUUCUUCGGGACGCACGAGACGGCCCUGCUAGGCCCCAAGCACCUGUUCCCUUACGAGGAGUCCAAGGAGAGGUUCGGCAAGCCCAACAAGAGGCGCGGCUUCAGCGAGGGGCUGUGGGAGAUUGAGCACGACCCUAUGGUCGAGGCCUCCCCUUGCCUGGGCUCAGAGGAGGAGCAGCCCUGCGACCAGGGACCCGGGCAGGGGGAGGAGCCGGAGGAGCUGGAGGAGCCCGAGGAGCCGGAGAAGCCGAAGGAGGAGCCCAGGCAGGAGCUGGAGCCCGAGUCCCUACCUGACCUGGAGCCAGAGCCGGGGCCUGAGAGCGAGUGUGAGCAGGAGCCGGAGCCGCCGGAGCCGCCGGAGCCACAGCCUGCCUAUGGCCUACUGGACGCCGCGGAGGCCGAGCCGGGAGAUCAGGAGGCCGAGGCGGCGGGAGAUCAGCAGGCUGAGCAGGUGCUAGAGCAGCAGGCUGAGGCCCAGGCCGAGGCCGAGGAGGAGCCAGGGCGUCUGAAGAGGAGCGCGGCGGAGGAGCAGCCGCAUGAUGCCCCCAAACGGCCCAGGGAGGCGGAGCCCGGCCCACUGGAGAUGGAGCCGGCUGGAGAGCGCGAGGCUGAGGCCUGCCCCAUCUUGGAGGAGCCUGACCAAGCCCAGGAGCAGCAGCCUUCGCUGGAGGAGGAGGCCACAGAGGAGGCGGUCCAGGCCCUGAUUGGUGGAGAAAUCGAAGGCCUGUAG
Molecule: messenger RNA, 852 nt
Organism: Onychomys torridus (southern grasshopper mouse)
Lineage: Eukaryota; Metazoa; Chordata; Mammalia; Rodentia; Cricetidae
Gene: Hdgfl1
Product: HDGF like 1
Exons: 1
Coding region: 1-852 (283 amino acids)
Biological process (GO): regulation of transcription by RNA polymerase II
Cellular component (GO): nucleus
Molecular function (GO): transcription coregulator activity; double-stranded DNA binding
Source: RefSeq, a predicted model, not a curated record